This is a messenger RNA of Esox lucius (northern pike), 1616 nucleotides long. It is a transcript of the gene srrd, whose product is annotated as SRR1 domain containing. Gene Ontology annotation, cellular component: cytoplasm; nucleus. Lineage: Eukaryota; Metazoa; Chordata; Actinopteri; Esociformes; Esocidae. The record is from RefSeq and is a predicted model, not a curated record. The transcript is spliced from 8 exons. The coding region runs from base 54 to 935 and encodes 293 amino acids. Gene Ontology annotation, biological process: microtubule-based process.
CCGGAAGUAAAACAUACGUUCAAAAGAGUCCCUGUUUAUGAAGUGGUACCCCGAUGCUGCCAGAAAUACAAAUGUCAAACAGUAGUGAGGAGUGGCAGGUUGCCCGUCGACGCAAGGGAGCUGGCCGCCGAGGGAAGAGUCCUCACACGUCCCACCAUGAACCGGGACACGCUGGCGUUGUGGACACAGAAAGGACAAAACAAAGGAUCACAGAAACCAUGGAAGAAAUGAGGUGUGCAGACUUUUGGUUGGAGUGGACAAAGAGACUGGCGGCUGUGGCUAAGCUGGAGUCCCCAGAGUUUGGAGGGGACUCUGCAGUUGGUAAUGACUUUGGACCUAGUAGACCUACGGAUUGCGUGUGUUAUGGUUUGGGCUCAUUCUCUUCCUGUGUGACAGCACGUUACCAACUAGCCAUGCUGCUAUUGCUACUGGAAUCACUAAAGAUCCCCACUGAGCGCUGUAGUGUGUAUGAUCCAGUGUUCUCCCCAGGGGAGAGGGAUGUACUGAGGCAGCUUGGCCUCACUGUGCUCAAUGAGAACGAGGAGGGGAAGCGAGCGGUGUUGAGGCCAACUCUUUUCUACCUGAUGCAUUGUGGGAAGGCUCUUUACAACAACCUUCUGUGGAAGAACUGGAGUUCAGAUGCACUGCCUCGUUUGACUAUCAUAGGAAACAGCUUUGCUGGUAUACAGGACAGGAUGAUUCAGAGGGAACUCCAGAGAGACUACAGCUACAUAGCACAGGCUGUGUGUAUGUGUGAGGAGUGGCCCUUCCCAUGCCCUUCCCGACUCCUGGACGUCUUCAAUGACACUGCCCUCAUCACAUUUAAUCCCAGCAGCCUCAGAAAUGUCCCACAAUCCACCUGGGAUGAGGCACCGGAGCCCCAAUACCUACACUGCCCUGAUCUGGAGAUCAUACAGAGAGACUCACAAAACUGAGUGGGAAUGGGGCAGCAUGGAUGAUGAACAGUUCAAAGGCAGUAUUAAUCAAGUACUCUUUGGUUUCCAGUGAGUUGAAUAGAUAAGAUGGUGGAACUUACUGUGUGGUUGUUGGAAAUUAAUACCAUUUAUAAAAAUGUAACAAAAAAAACAACUAGCAGUAGACUGAUUUUAUUUUGGAUACAUUGAGUCAGUGUUGGCAUUUGGUUUUAAGCUGUCAUAACAAUAUAUUUGUUACUAAAUUAAAUACCAACAAGCCAAAUAAGAUGUAUACUUAGUGUAUUAUUUUGGAACCACUUAAGUUGUACUGUAGUACACUAAAUAAUAUUGUAAUAAUAUUUACAUAGAAAUGAUUAUACUUUAGUGUGUUAAUGUUAGUAUUUUAAGUGUACUAAAAUGCUAUUUCCAAUCAUGUAUUAUAAGUAUACUAAAGGGUAGAAAGAGGGUUAAUUUAAACACAUGUAAGUAUAUUUAUAAUUUUUUGAAUAGUACCUAACUACAAAUUAGUAUACUAAAAUACAAGUGGUUCUGAAUUAAUACAUUUAAAGUGUAGUGUUUUUUGGCUUGGAGUGGCAGUAUGAAAAAACACUAGUCAAUGGAGUAAAAUGUUUUGUGGAAAAUAGAACCUCAAAGUCUAGCCCUCGCCCAAUAUCAAUAAAGAAUCCACCCGAUCAAGGAGAA